This is a messenger RNA of Cyphellophora europaea CBS 101466, 906 nucleotides long. RefSeq lists its product as uncharacterized. NCBI's taxonomy places the organism in Eukaryota, Fungi, Ascomycota, Eurotiomycetes, Chaetothyriales, Cyphellophoraceae. Gene Ontology annotation, molecular function: hydrolase activity, hydrolyzing O-glycosyl compounds. The transcript has 2 exons. The record is from RefSeq and is a predicted model, not a curated record. The coding region runs from base 1 to 906 and encodes 301 amino acids. Gene Ontology annotation, biological process: carbohydrate metabolic process.
AUGGACAGGGAUUGGGACAAUGCUGAAGUCAAGCUCGCCUUCCAAGCCGUGGAGAACACCUCUUAUGCCUACUCACUCUGGGCUCCUGAACUCCACAACAUCAACGACAAAUGGUACAUUAUAUUCACCGGCAACAAGGAUGAUGAACAGCCUUCGCCUGAACAGGACAUGUAUUGUAAUUUCCACUGCCCGGCUGUCAAUCACCGCAUGUUCACCCUGGAGAGCUCCACGUCCGAUAUUUGGGACAGCGAGUAUACACUGAAAGCCGAGCUCGACACUUAUGACCAGUUCGCCAUUGAUGGUACCUACUUCCAGCAUUCUUCCGGUCUCUAUCACAUCUAUUCCUGCUGGUACGACGGAUACACCUCCUGGCCCGCAAUGCUGUGCAUCGCCAAAAUGUCUGAUCCAUGGACUGUCAAUUCCCCCCUCUCCGAACGUCUCAUCAUUUCCAAGCCCGAUGAGCCGUGGGAGAAGACCCCGACAGGGCGUACCGUCAACGUGCGCCUGUCGUCCAACGAAGGCCCGCAACAACUCACCAACCCAACCACAGGCCAAACCUUCGUAAUCUACAGUGCCGCGCGUUCCGAUAACCGAAACUAUUGCCUCGGUCAACUCGAACUCAUCGGCGACGACCCGAUGGACAUCGCAUCCUGGAAGAAGCACACCGACGGCUGCAUCUUCUACCAGAAUCCCGACGAAGAAGCCUAUGGCGUUGGGCAUGCCAGCUUCGUGCAAAGUCCCGACCACAGCCAGUGGUGGAUUGUGUAUCAUGGCAUGCGAGACUAUCUGACCGGGUGGUCAGCUCGAAGCAUUAGAGCUCAAGAGUUCUACUUUGGCGACGAUGGCGCUCCCGUGUUUCCGCGUCCGGGAAACGGGCCUUAUGAGGUGCCCAGUGGACAACAGUAG